AUGCCAUAAACAAGAAUGAAUGGUAUGAAGAUGUAAAAAUUGCGGAAAAAACUGUAAAUGUUCAGCUCGAUACAGGUGCAAGGUGUAAUGUAAUUUCCAUCAAAGAUCUUCAACGUCUUGGAAUCAACACAAAUAUAAAGAAACCAGAAGCAAGCUCAAGUCAUACUCUGGUCAUGUCAUCACCACGAAAGGAGUAACUAUUUUACCAUGUGAGUACAAAAGAAAAACAUACGGAGUAAAGUUCCAUGUUGUUGAUAUUCCAGCACCACCAGUAUUCAGUGCCAACACGUGCAAAGAAAUGGGUCUAGUAGAAAGAGUACAUGCAGUGGAGACCUAGAAGUCACAAGAUCAUCACAAUGCAGAUCCCUUCUCGCCACCAAAAUUCAACCCAACCCAACAACAUGAAUUAUUGAAAGGAUACAAUGAGUUGUUUACUGGUUUUGGAUGUUUGCCUGGUGAACAUACCAUUGAAAUUGAUCGUUCAUAUACCCCUGCUGUCCACCCACCAAGGAGAGUCCCGUUAGCCUAGAAAGAGCAGAUCAAAGCUGAAUUACAGAGGAUGGAAGAUGCUGGUGUUAUCGUCAAGCAACCAGAACCCACAGAUUGGGUCAACAGCAUGGUUACAGUAAUAAAAUCCGAGUGUGCAUUGAUCCAAGAGAUCUAAAACGAGCAAUAAAAAGAGAACAUUAUCCAAUGAAAACGAUUGAAGAAGUUGUAGCUAGAAUGCCAGAAGCAAAAGUAUUCUCCGUGUUAGACGCCACCUCAGGAUAUUGGAAAAUGAAAUUGAAUGAAGAGAGUUCCAAACUAUGCACUUUCAACACACCGUUUGGAAGAUACCGCUUCACACGACUACCAUUUGGAAUUAAAUCCGCCCCAGAGGUUUUCAAAAAGGAAAUGUCACAGGUGUUGGAAGAUAUUGAUGGUGCUGAAGCAAUAGUAGAUGACAUCUUGGUAUGGGGAAAAGAUAUCCCGGAACAUGAUGCAAGGUUGAAGAAAAUCCUCGACCGAGUCCAAGAAGUCAACCUAAAGCUAAACCAGAAGAAGUGCCAAAUCAGAAAAGAAGAAAUUGCGUAUGUUGGUCAUCUUUUAACCAAGGACGAUCUCAAGCCAGAUCCCGAGAAAAUAAGAGCUGUACAAGCCAUGGCCAAACCAUCCAACGCGAGAGAGUUAAAAUAAUUUCUUGGGUUUAUCCAAUAUUUCGCAAGGUUUUUACCCAAUAUGGCCGAAGUCAGUGCACCACUUCGAAAGUUGUUGGAAAGGAACACAGCAUGGCAUUUGGAAAAGCAACAAGAAGAUAGUUUUCAACAACUGAAGAGAAUGGCAACCAGUUCCCCAGUGCUAAGUUAUUAUGAUCCCAAGAAACCUGUUACCUUAUCUGUAGAUGCCAGUUCGAAAGGACUUGGAGCAGUGCUUUAUCAAGAAGAAAAAACAAUUGCAUAUGCCUCCAGAGCGUUAACACCAACACAGCAAAAAUAUGCCCAAAUCGAGAAAGAGACUUUGGCUAUUGUAUUUGGAACAAUCAAGUUUCACCAGUUCCUGUUUAGAAAAGAAGUACUUGUCACAUCAGACCACAAACCACUGGAAUAUAUAUUCAAUAAGCCUCUGCACCAAGCACCACUUCGUCUACAGAAGAUGCUGUUAGCCCUGCAAAGAUAUGAGUUAAAAAUUGUCUACAAGCCUGGCAAAGAGUUGUUCAUUGCUGAUUCCCUAAGCAGAAAUUACCUAGAUGAGACGAAAGAAACACUGGUACAAGAACUCGAAGUAAUCGAAGUCCACCUUACAGCCAACUUACCAGUAUCACCUGAGGGGUACCAAGAAUUCCAGAAAGCCACUGCUGAUGAUGUUGUAAUGCAAGCAGUAUAAGAUGCAGUUCUCGAGGGAUGGCCAAAGAACAAAGCUAAUGCACAAAUAGAGAUCAAGCCGUACUGGACAUGUAAAGAUGAAAUUUCCUGUGUUGAUGGCCUCCUCUUCAAGGGAAACAAAUUAAUUGUUCCGAAGUCCUUUCGACCACAGAUGCUAGACAUCAUACAUAGAUAACAUCAAGGGAUCGUGAAAUGCAAACAACGUGCAAGAGACCUCCUCUACUGGCCCGUCUGGCCGGGAGUGACAAGCCAAAUCGAGGAUAAAGUGUCCAAGUGUCAAGUUUGUUGUCAAUACCAGAAAGCCCAAGCAAGAGAGCCCAUGAUAACUAGCAAGAUCCCUGACCGCCCCUGGGCGAAAAUUGGUGUGGAUCUAUUUGAACAUAACAAGACACAUUACCUAUUAAGUGUUGACUACCACUCGAAGUGGAUUGAAAUUGGCAAAAUGCAUAACCAAAGCAGCAAGAACACCAUCACUUACCUCCAAAGUCAGUUUUCCAGAUAUGGUAUACCAGAUCAGUUAGUGAGUGAUAAUGGUCCCCAAUUCAUAAGCGCAGAAUUCGCAGAGUUUUCUAAGAAAUAUGGGUUCACUCACAUCACAUCAAGUCCUCAUUACCAGCAAGCAAACGGCGAGGCAGAGAGAGCCGUGCAGGCCGUGAAGGGUCUUCUCACCAAAGCCAAAGAUCCAUACAAGGCAUUGAUGAACUAUCGAAACACCCCAUUGGAAGAAAUAAACCAGUCUCCAGCACAAAUAAUGAUGGGUCGCAGACUAAAAACCAGUCUCGCAACAACAGCGCCACUUCUGAAAUCACGAGCAUCCGAUGAAGUUCAGCGAGUUCUGAAGAAACAGAAGGAGAAACAAAAGGAAUACUAUGACAAGCACGCAGGAAAAGAAUUACCACCACUUCCACCAGGAGAGACAGUACAAAUGAAACAUGGAGAGAAAUGGAUUAAAGCGAAAGUUCUACAAAGCACCAGUCACCAAGAUCAUAUGUCAUUGAAAAUGAACAAAGACAAAAGUAUCGAAGAAGCCGCCGUCACCUGCGUUCCAGUAAACUAUCAGAGAAAAAAACAGAAGAGUGAUGUUAAACAUUCAAACACCAAAGAGCCAAGCGUGAGCAGUGACAAAGCAAGAGCCACAGCCAAGAAUGCAUUUGGACAGUCCAGCCAUGGUAUCAUCGACUCGCAACACAAUCCUGUGAUAACAAAGAUCUGGACGUGCAA
Paramuricea clavata is the source of this 3083-nucleotide messenger RNA. The record is from the annotation of a GenBank genome assembly. NCBI's taxonomy places the organism in Eukaryota, Metazoa, Cnidaria, Anthozoa, Malacalcyonacea, Plexauridae.